CAAUCAAGGCAUCAGCUUCAGAGCGUGAGCGCGCCUGCGCGUGCACGACAACUUUUCGGUUCUCCUACUUAUCGAGUUGACUACUGCGGGUGGAACUGUUGUCAGAUCACCGGGACGAACAAGAAACAAAAGCGGGAGUAAAAUGUUUAAUUAAAGUAUUUAUUCACCUCUUGGAGUCGUUUGCUUGCUCGAUCAUAUCAGGCUGGUGGACCUUCGAAUUUGGAAAGCCAUCUCCAACCAAUUAGAUGCUUAUCAACCUGACUCUCACCGUGAAGGAAUCUCGUGCCUUUCAUGGAACACUGCCUCCUAUCCCGGACGAUCCAGUGAAAGUCAUGGAUUCAUGCACGGUGGCGGUGCCUGUCCCGGCACCUCCACCGCCACCUCCCCCUCCGCCUCCUCCGCCACCUCCACCCGCCUCCUCAUCGCAUUUCAGCCGGACGGACAGCGCUCGUCGAAGCCGGCUGAGGAAGCUCAACUGGGAGCGUAUCCCCAAAGAGAAGGUAGAGGGGAGGAAGAGCGUGUGGAGUGGUGCAGGCCCGGGAGAGGACGAGUUCCCCAUAGAUCUGCAUUCUCUGGACGAGCUUUUUGGCCAGAAGGACAGUAAGCUCGAGGACAGGAGCAACACUCUGAGACGACGGUCUGGUCUGUUUCGCUGUAGAACUCCUCAGGACAGCCCAGAGGAGAUCUCCCUACUGGACUCUAAACGCAGUAUGAACAUUGGAAUAUUUCUUCGCCAGUUCAAAAUGCCGGCAAAGGAGAUAGUUGAGGAUAUCAGGCACGGAGCCGGGGAUCGUUACGGAGCAGAGAAACUGACGGAGCUCAGCAAGCUGCUCCCUGACAAUGAGGAGGAAUCUCGCCUGAGGAGCUUCAGCGGGGAACGUCGCUGGCUUGGAGAGCCUGAUCUUUUCAUGCUCCUGCUGGUGGAAGUCCCCAGUUUUCGCCUUCGUUUGGAUGCCAUGAUCCUGCAGCAAGAGUUUGACCCAGCUCUGACCUCUCUGUGUGUGGCAGCCAGAUGUCUGAGGGAGGCGGCCAGAGAACUGCUGAGUUGUCCUGAGUUACACUCCAUCCUCCGUUUGGUCCUUAAAGCAGGGAACUACAUGAAUGCUGGUGGAUACUCGGGGAAUGCAGCAGGAUUCCGAAUUUCAUCACUGCUGAAACUAGCUGACACCAAAGCAAACAAACCAGGCAUGAAUCUGCUUCAUUUUGUAGCGAUGGAAGCUGUGAAGAAGGAUCAGAGUUUACUGUCAUUUCCUAGCCAACUGGGCCACGUUGGCUCCGCCUCUAGGUUAUGCGAGGAGUCUGUGUUGGAGGAUUUAUCCAAGUUAAAAAGCCGAGCCCUGGCGCUGAAAGCAAAUGUCCUGACGGAGAGAGAGAUUUUGCAGCAUGCGCAAUCUUUCUUAGAGGUGACAGAGGAACGUCUAAAGGAGGCAGAGGAUGAGGUUGAGGGUAUGAAGAUGUCAAGUCGAGCAUUGGUGGAUUUUUUCUGUGAGGAUGACAGCACAUUUAAACUAGAGGAGGCCUGCAAGGUCUUUGACUUAUUUUGCCAGCGCUUCCAAAAAGCUGUCAAGGAGAAUGCAGAGCGCGAGUCGAAGGAGCAGAAACGUCUGGAACGUCAGAGGGAGAUGGUGGAAAAGCGUCGCUCAGUGGCUGUCUGCACUGGUCUGGACCUGGGCCACAGCCUGGCAAGAGACCGCCACAGUCAGGAGAACCAAGAUGAGCUGGAGAGACUUCUCGAGAAGAACCUGAGCUACACCUGGAGCCGUCGCAGCCUGAGAAGUUCUGACACGCGCAGGCACUCUCACUACCUGCACAGCGACAAGAGUUUCCCGGAGCUGGGCAGCAGCCCGACGGCCGUCAGCUGCUACUCAAACAGCUCGUCCGACCAUGAGACGUCCACUGUGCUUUGUAGCUCCCCAGAAACGGAUGGCUUUUGUUCUCCAGUUGGUCAAGAACGUUUUUUGGAAAGCGACAAGAAUCAGUCAUGCCAAUACAAGGCAAUCAGUCGGUGUAUGGAGGUCGUUCAAGAAUCUCUGGUUGGAUCGUAUUUGCAACAUGGACCCGAGUUCACGGUUGGGCGACACGGGUCCGAGAGCAUUUCUCUUCAAAUGCAGGCAUCGGAAACGAGUGGACGAACAAAAGAGGAUGCGAUGUCGUGUAAGCAGAAGGCCACCAAGAACAGUGAGUUCUCUCGGAAUUCUUCUGCUGUAAACGCAGAUACCCCUUCCCUCUGUGCUAAAAGCCAGAACUCCGGUCAGACACAUAGUUUUGGAAUGCGCCAAGCUGAGAGGAAUAAUUCGCUACAAAAUAAAUUAAACGGUUGUCGAGUUGGUGUCUCUGAACCUCAGUCUGCGCCUAAGAGUGGAAUACUUCAUAGUGACAACCGCGCCACAUCACUGAGAAAUCGGAGAACUGAGAAAGAAUCACCUUUAUCUGUAAAAGCUACAGGUAAAGUGGAGUUGCAGUCGUUAAACGGAGGGAUCAACGCAAGUGCUGCUACGUCGAAGCCUGAGGAGUGUUUGAGGAAGCAGUUAAACACAGAAGGGUUGCUGACACCUGUCGGGGAGAAUUGGAUGCCUCCCAGCCUGCCGGAGUUCAGCCAGUCACACCCUGAGGAAAGUUCGGAUGUGCCUGAGCGGGAGCUCGCGAGGUCGUACUCCCGUGUGGGGGAAACUCUAGAGUGCCACACUCUUGUGAAAGGCCUCCGAUCCUACGACGCACUUUCACCGCCAACAUCCCCCAGCCCGCGACCGGGGCCGAGCCUUUGCUCCAAGUGGAGAAAAGAGAGGGAGGUUGAGCCGCAAACUUCGGCUUCUCCGUCGUUAAAGGAAGAGAGGCGCGCCUUGAAGGUUCCUGUACGUGGUGGCAUCAGGGCUAAGAGAGGACCCGGGUCACGUGCAGAAACUUCCAAUGGUGCAGGUGUUCCGAGAGUACGCCCCAAAACUGAGGCUCCAAAUAGGCCCCCAAUAGCGUCCCCAGAGACCUCACGUUUGUCCAUGCGUUCAUCUCCUGCCUCACUUCAUUCAGAUGUCAAAAGAAGUGGCGGUGCCCGAGAGAGACCGCAGACUGCAAAUGAGCCACGGACUUCUGCAAAGUCUCCCCUCACCCGUAGGACCUCGGAGAGACCGACAACAGAGAAGGUCUCAGGCAAGACCCAGUCGGCAUUCGUCAGAGGAAGUCCUCUCCGCGUGUCAAAACGAGUCGCCCCGAACUCUGAGACUCAGACUACCGCCAAGGGUCUCCCGGCCCACAGUCCAUCUUCUGCCACAGCUAAGACCAUACGUACAGCCGUCAUGUCCGUAGCCCGGAAUAAAAACACUAAAACCACAAACACAGGCACCUGUCCUACCUCGAAAACCCCUUCACAAAUUCCUGGUUCCAAAAUGCUUCGAGCAACUACAACUCAGCCACUGUGGAAGUAAAAAGAAUAUAUUUGAUGCAUUUGUCUCAGUCUAUGCAGAGCUGGUUAUCUCUCUACACGAUCGGUUCCAUGACCUUUGACUUGUGUUUGUCGCUGAUCUAUUUUGAUAUCAAUUGCAACACAUUAAGUGAUGUGUCUCAUGCACAAGUAGAAGAGUAAAUCCUCUUAAGCCCUACCUCGUCUUGCCAUGUGUAUCCUUUGCAGGCAAUAGGAUACAACUCAAUUACCACAAUGUGCCCAAUCAGACCAGUUUGUGCUCUUGUUAAAGUGUACAUUUUCUAUUUUGAACACUGUGAGCUCGGCCUCUGCUGGAAGAAAAUACAUUGUUCUCAUCCCAUCUUGGUACAAACUUUGUAUCCUUCUAUUGUGCACAAACUGAAGAGGCAGGAUGGAGACUCCCCCCCCCCCCCCUAUUUUGUAUCAAAAGAAUACGUAACUUUAUUUAACAGCAUUUGCUGUUCACUGUAUUAUGUGAUAUGUAAAUAGGAUGAAUAAAGAAGGCGAUAUGGACAAA
This is a messenger RNA of Syngnathus acus (greater pipefish), 3932 nucleotides long. RefSeq names its product FH2 domain containing 2 (gene fhdc2). Lineage: Eukaryota; Metazoa; Chordata; Actinopteri; Syngnathiformes; Syngnathidae. The transcript is spliced from 12 exons. Bases 246 to 3419 code for a protein of 1057 amino acids. The record is from RefSeq and is a predicted model, not a curated record.